CUCUGUGUCAACUGUGGAAAGGGCGGCUAGAGAACUUACAGGGACACAUUCGGCUCCGUGAGUUUUUAACCCUUGGGUCUUCAUUUCCUUCCACUCUCCAGCCAAGAUGAGUGACAGUACUUCCCUGAAUCCUCCAGCACCAGGCCAAGGUCCUACUACCCCACGCAAAGGGCCCCCCAAGUUCAAGCAGAGGCAGACUCGUCAGUUCAAGAGCAAGCCUCCCAAGAAAGGGGUGAAAGGGUUUGGAGAUGACAUCCCAGGCAUGGAGGGGCUGGGAACAGAUAUUACGGUGAUCUGUCCCUGGGAAGCAUUCAGCCACCUGGAACUGCACGAGCUUGCUCAGUUCGGGAUUAUAUAAAGAGUCCAGGGGCUUGGCGGCUCUCAAGAGCAACUGCUGCUCGAGAGUGUCAUUGUUUUUACCUAACUGGUCUUUCUGAGUUGUGAAAUCCAGUAUUUGGAAGAAAUUUCAUUGACAUAUAUGGUCCUGACCCAUGAGUUACUAUGUUCUUUCCUGCAUGCUAGCUCAGCUUCAAUGGUGAAUAAAAAGUCACUUUUGUCGGGGUUCUCUCAACUUUACACCUUUUUCUAUCUGCUCUUUUGAAGUCAUCCACAUUUCUCCACAUUCUGUUUAAAUGUAGGCUGGGUACUCAUUAUGUUAGUAGCAGAAUUAUAAGAUAGCAUUGAUAUAUUUGAAAGACUCUGGUAAGAGGAUUGUUAUAAUUCAGCUUGGUCCUACCCAGAGAGAGUUUCAGGCUAGCUAGAUGUGAGACCAUCCCUUAACAAAGAACAAAUCAAAAUUACAACGUAAUCCACCCGGAGCAAUCUGAACAAACACCUCUGAAUCAACUAGGACACUUGUGACACACAGGAAACAAUUCCACUCAAGUUGAAUUCACUUAAUUGGAGACUUUAACUGUGAUUACUUCUAGGUCUCUGAGUAAGGGGGUACUCCCAGGGGCAGGGGCAACUAACAGGCAGUUAUACCACUGAAGUGGGUGCCACCUUCUCCCCUUGAGAUUGCUAACUGCUUGAGAUGUUGGGGAAGCAUGAGGCCUCACGUGCCUCUUUCUGAUUCCUCCCACAUCUCCAUGAAGGGGUGUUUUACGGUCCAGUCUUUUAAUGACAGCUGACAUCAUAGCCGUUCUGAUUUUAAGACGGUGACAGUCUCGUCAUUCUUGGAGAACAUUAUUCUGUAAUGGCUUGCACCACAGUCCUCCCUUCUUAUCUAUAAAGGAGUCUCAACUUUUUUUUUUACUAGAGUUGUAUUAAGCAUCGUAUGCAAAUGUCUAAUGGAGCCAUGGCCUCACAGGAAGUAGAUGGCAGGGCUUACAAAAGAGUGUUAGGAGUCAAGCAAUAAUUCUGCUUUACAAAUGGGAAAAUCCUUUACUUGGACCAGGUUACCUCAAAAGUUGCCUGUUGCUCUAACUCAGUCUGAAAGAAUUAAAUGCAGAACCCUGAGAACGUGAGCUUCCUUUCUAGAGCUCUGGCUCCAGAAAUUCCCCUUUCAUUCAUUCAUUAAAAUUAUUCUGCAUAAUGACUCAAGCUGAGACUCACAGCUAUUAGACUAUCCACUGACCUGCUUUCUGUAACAAACUACUUUUAAACCAUCAAUGAAAAAACCCCCUAGGCUACGAAGUUUAGACUCGGACACAAAAGAUAGUUGCGCCCUCUAAAUAAAGUGCAGGUUUGCUUCACCCCAGAAGUUGUGUCAAAAGCCAUGUGCACAUAGCUGUCUUUCCUCAAUGGUUUUAAGGCAGUUGUGCAAUGUGAGCGAGCGCCGCCUCUGGCUUUAGGCUUUGCUGCUGAGAAGGUGAAUUUCUUCAUUUCAGUUUUGUAAUCUGUGGUGAAAGAAUAGAGUAAAUUAACUGAAGAGAGAAGGAAGAGAGGAGGAUGGGUAGGGAAGACUCAGAUCUCCGUCCUGAGGCCACCGGUCAAUUGCUUUACACUUACAGGCAUGAACUCACCCCCCAGACCCUCCACUUUGCCUGAAUUCCAUAAUUUGAGGUUCACAGUGGCGGUAAAACAAAUGGCUUUGUGGCUCUCAGCACGUAAGGGUGAAAAGGGGAGACUCAGGAGAGGGACUCCGCUCUCAUGAGCCUGUCCUCUGCCACAGGUUCUGUGACUAUUAGUUUGUAAUGGCUGGAUUGUCUUCUAGCCCUAAAGCUGGAAAUAGAAGAGGAAAAGCAAAAUAAAAACUGGAAAGAGGAAGCAUUUAAUGAAGGAGACAGUAGGGGAGUGUGAGCUUGCACUGCAGCAGGAAACUCCCCCACCCCUCCCUGUCUUCCCUUCAGACACCUUGAGUUAGUUGUGGCACCUGACAGUGGUUGGUCUUAGGAACAGGAGGUCUAGUUCUCCAGCUGGUCAAGGCCCUGGUUCACACUUUGUUCAUAGAUAAGAUUUUUCCCCUUAAAGAUGAAAUAAUGUCAAUAAAACUGAAGCAAAGGUCCUGUAUUUACUACUUUUCUUAUAGCCAGGACAAAAUACCUGGGAAGCAAUUUGGAGGGACUAUGUAUCUUGGCCAACAUUUUUAGAGGAUUCAGUUCUCUAAAGACAGCUCACAUCAUCCUGGCAGCUGGCAAGCAGGGGGAGAGGUGGGAUACAGGGAUAUACAGACCCCAGGGACACCCCCAAGGGAUUUAGUUCCUCCAACUAGAUACCACCCCCACUUUCACCACCGCUCAAUAAACUCUCUGAUUAUAA
This is a messenger RNA of Arvicanthis niloticus (Nile rat), 2700 nucleotides long. RefSeq names its product phosphodiesterase 6H (gene Pde6h). Gene Ontology annotation, cellular component: photoreceptor outer segment membrane. NCBI's taxonomy places the organism in Eukaryota, Metazoa, Chordata, Mammalia, Rodentia, Muridae. Gene Ontology annotation, molecular function: 3',5'-cyclic-nucleotide phosphodiesterase activity; cGMP binding. The record is from RefSeq and is a predicted model, not a curated record. Gene Ontology annotation, biological process: visual perception; positive regulation of epidermal growth factor receptor signaling pathway; positive regulation of G protein-coupled receptor signaling pathway.